ACUUGUGGAGUUUCCUCCCAACCCUGACCUUGUGACCUGUUGAUUUCAUGAAUGAAUCGCUGGCGACUACGGCCCACCGCCAUUCAUGCGCCGGCGCCGGGGAAGAGCUUUUGGUUGGCGCCUUCCAAAAAGUCGGCCGCAAGGAAAGUGAUUUAAAAGGCUGCCGCCGUCAUUGUCUCGACUUAGUUGCGCGCUCAUUGUCCUGCUGACAGGACGAACCGGCCAAAAGGAAGCUCGGCUCGAAACUCGGUCAGGUUCAAAAACCGGCGGCAUCAUACAAGAAACCAUAAACGGAUUGGUUUUUAAUUUCCUUCAAAUAGCACCUACUUCAUUGAGUAAACAAUUUCACCUUCGGGUUGUCCAUUUAAUCGAUGAAAUACUGUGGCCCGCCGAUCAAAACAUAAUCAAAAGUGUAUUUUCGAAUUCACACAAAAAAUUGAAUUCCGAUAUAAAAAUAAAAACUACGUAGACAGACCUCGUCGAUCCAAUAGGCAAACAAGUAUCGGAAUUUUUGUGGAAGAAGGCACCCCGAGAAGUUUUUCCGGCAAGAAAACUGAAAAACUUUUAUGUGUGGAAAAAGUUUAUAAAUACAGUCGGUACCUGGCACCUCGUCUUUGUUUACAUCAUUAGGAAUUGUGGGCAAAAAAAUUGGUGCGCCAAUAAUGAACUUAAAAACACUUAGAUGAGCCGCAAUCGAAAGUUUUUCAUAAUAUUUCGCCAAAGAAGAAAAAGUUUCGCCGCAGAAGUUUAAAAAUACAACAAAAUCUUAAUUAAGUUUUAUUCAAGCGGAAAUCGAAAUUCACGUGAAAGACUUCGCCAUCGAAACCAAUCGAAAGUUUCGAAUUGUUGAACUGACAAGUAGUUGGAAAUGAUAAUGAAAAGCAAAUAGUUAUUCGCCCAAACUAAUUGGCCAAAUAGUUGCCGGCCAUUGUCAUUUAAAUUGGCAAACAUUGGUGCGCGAAAAUUGCAAUUAAAAAGAAUUAAUUAAAGCAUUAAAGCAGUGCUUUUAUAUGGAGUGUAACGUUAAAUAAAUAAACAAGAUGACACCAGCCACCACCGAUAUGGAUCCGGAUUACAUAUCCAACAUAUCAGCAGCAACAGCCACUCCAACGCUCGGAGAUGGAAAUUCCACGGACAGCAACUGGACCUCCUCCUCGAGUGAUUAUGUCACCGAAAUGGAUUCGGAGGACUCGGCGAGCGGCGAGGAUGAGGAGAUGCUGCGCAUCGCCUUUUUCAUCGGGGACGUUGUCCAUCAGUACUAUAUUCCCAUUCUGUGCUGCACCGGCAGCAUCGGCAACAUCCUCUCCGUGUUUGUCUUCUUCAAGACAAAGUUGCGAAAACUUUCGUCCAGCUUCUACUUGGCCGCCCUGGCCGUGAGCGACACCUGCUUCCUGGCCGGACUCUUCGCCCAGUGGCUGAACUUCCUCAACGUGGACAUCUAUAACAGGAACUACUUCUGCCAGUUCUUCACCUUCUUCAGCUACCUGGCCAGCUUCUGCUCGGUGUGGUUCGUGGUGGCCUUCACCGUGGAGCGGUUCAUAGCCGUCAUCUAUCCGCUGAAGCGUCAGACCAUGUGUACGGUCCGCCGGGCCAAGAUCGUCCUCUCCGGGCUGACCCUGGUCGGGUGUCUGCACUGCAUGCCCUACAUAGUGAUCGCCAAGCCGGUCUACAUGCCGAAAUUGAACACCACCAUUUGCGAUCUUAAUUCCGAGUUCAAGGAACAACUGGCCCUGUUCAACUACUGGGACUCGAUUGUCGUCUACGCGGUGCCCUUCACCACCAUAGCCGUGCUGAACACCUGUACAGGCUGCACUGUUUGGAAGUUCGCCACCGUUCGCCGGACCCUGACCAUGCACAAGAUGAAGCCGCAAACGACCAGCAUGCCAUCGAAUUCGUCAAACUCGUCUAGCGGACCAGCUGCUGUGACAUCGUACCGGAUCUCUGCAUCGUUAAAGCGCCAGAAGUCAACGGGAACGCAUCCGAGUGGACAGCACCAUGUGUCCUGCCGACAGCAGGACGAUCAGGAACAACCACAGCAGCAGCAGCAUCAUAUAAACAAUUGUCAACACCAUUGCGAGAUUACACAGAAGCCAGGUCGGCGCAAAGUUCAGAACUCGUCGCAGCUGAAGGUAACUAAGAUGUUGCUAAUUGUCUCAACGGUUUUUGUCUGCCUCAAUUUACCGAGCUGCCUGCUCCGCAUCGAGGCCUACUGGGAGACGGACGCCGCUAAGAAUGAGAACUCUACAAUUGCCCUGCAAUAUAUUUUUCACGCUUUCUUCAUCACAAAUUUUGGAAUCAAUUUCGUGCUUUACUGCGUCAGCGGACAGAAUUUCCGAAAGGCCGUGCUGAGCAUUUUCCGUCGGGUAUCCUCCGCCCAGAGGGAGGCUGGCAAUACCCAAGUGACAGUGUCGGAGUAUUGCCGGAACACUGGGACCUCCACCAGGCGUAGGAUGAUGACCCAACAUUGUUGGAACGAAAUGCACGAACUGCAUCCACUCAAGUGAAGGAGAACGAAACAAGAACUCGACAGAAAAAAAUAUAUAUGCAGUGUUUGGUAUUCCCAGGGGGUAAUAGAUGUUGCGAAAAUGGAGAAACGCGUUUGCAUUCAACAGCCGGGCCCCGGAUAAGCAGGAAUUUCAAUUUUAAUUAGAUUUCAGCAUACAUAAAAUAAGAGGAGCAGAAACUGAAUAAGCUGGAGCGCCAGAUAUACACAAAAAUAAAAAUUAGUUUUCAGGAUAAUUGAAAUGUGUUUGUGAUGUUUGUCAAGGCCAAGCAAAAUUAAAUAUUUGAAUUCAGACCCAAAUGGAAAACAGAAUCAAAACUAAGGAUGAAAUGCGUACAAUGCGCAUUAAAUUCAAUUAAGUGUUUUAAAAUAUCCGCGUAGUCAUUAAAUGAAAAAAAUUUUCGGUUCUGCUUUCUAUACAAACUUUCUAAACAUAAUCCAAUUGAAAUCCAGACUAAUUUGCACACAAAUCCUAAUUGAAACACUAACCACAAAGAUACAAUUACGAGACGUCAAACGUAAAACCAAACAGUUAAAAAAAAUAUAUAUUAAACGAAAAAUAAAUAUUCCAGCUUAACCAACCAUCAAGCAAAUGUAUAAAUGUAAUAAAUGUUAAUUUCGUUAAUUGAAUGUCGGCAGUCGGAGAGUGAUUUUUAAUUGGAUUUUCUGAUUUUCAGAUUUUUUGGGGCAGCGGGCAGACCACUGGUAUUUAAAUUACUUUCCAAUUGACUUAACCUGAUUAUAUAAUUUGGUUAGGUUACAUCAACGCUGUAUGGCUUAAUAGAGAUUUUCAUUUCGCAUUUCGGACAUUUUACGGCCAAUUGAAUUUCCCAAAUAGGAGCUGAUGCCCCGGCUUAGCCCUCUCCGAGACCCAUUCCACAGCGAACCCCAAGUCACCGGAUUAUUAUUAUCUUUUCCAGCUUUCCGGAGCCGGAGCAAAGGUCCAGGUUUCCAUUGCACCAGAGGCAAAAAG
Messenger RNA from Drosophila ananassae, 3476 nucleotides. It is a transcript of the gene CNMaR, whose product is annotated as neuromedin-U receptor 1. Gene Ontology annotation, biological process: G protein-coupled receptor signaling pathway. Bases 1041 to 2504 code for a protein of 487 amino acids. Lineage: Eukaryota; Metazoa; Arthropoda; Insecta; Diptera; Drosophilidae. Gene Ontology annotation, cellular component: plasma membrane. Gene Ontology annotation, molecular function: G protein-coupled receptor activity. The transcript is spliced from 7 exons. The record is from RefSeq and is a predicted model, not a curated record.